UCAGCUUUGUAGUAAACAAUCAUUUUCUACGAAAAAACAAAUGCGUGUUCAAAAAAUAGUUGUCUUAAAUUCCUUGAAUUUUCUAUCUGGGUGACAAGUCCAACUGUCCAAGGGAAGGGAAAGAAACCCAUAUUGUGAGCCAUGAGGGUUGAACUCACUGACAUUUUAAUCUGUAUAUUCGUUUAGAGCUUUGCAUUCCCCUUUUAUUUCCAGUAUAACUUAUGGAUUGAUUAAUUGUAUAUCAGUCCUGAUCACAUCAUAACUAUAUAUAUAUAUAUAUAUAUAUAUGCGCGAAGGAAGCUCAAGAGGGGGUGUGUGUAGGUUGGUUGGGAUUGAGGGUUGAGAGGGUAAGGCCAAGAUGGGUCUGCUAAGGUCUUGUCCAUUCUCUUCCAUGGUCGUGCUUGUUUUUGUUCUGGGUUUGGUUUUGAAUGUGGUAGUUCUUUGUAAUGGAGGCAUAACAAGCACUUUCGUGAGGAAAGUUGAGAAAACUGUUGAUAUGUCUCUUGACAGUGAUGUCUUCCGAGUUCCACCUGGCUAUAAUGCUCCCCAACAAGUUCACAUUACACAAGGAGACCAUGAGGGGAAGGCAGUGAUUGUGUCAUGGGUCACUGUGGAUGAACCAGGUUCAAGUAAAGUGCUUUACUGGAGUGAGCAUAGCGAGCAGAAGAAGCAGGCCGAGGGCAAAGUACUAACCUAUAAAUUCUACAAUUAUACUUCUGGUUACAUUCAUCACACCACGAUUACAAAUUUGAAGUUCAAUACUAAAUACUACUAUGUGGUCGGGAUUGGUCAUACUGAGAGGAAGUUCUGGUUCACAACACCUCCAGAAGUUGGUCCGGAUGUCCCUUAUACAUUCGGUCUUAUAGGGGAUCUUGGUCAGAGUUUUGAUUCAAAUAGGACACUUACUCAUUAUGAAUUAAACCCGCACAAGGGGAAAACUGUGCUGUUCGUUGGGGAUCUUUCUUACGCAGAUAACUACUCGAAUCAUGAUAAUGUCAGAUGGGAUACAUGGGGAAGAUUUGUGGAGAGAAGUGUUGCUUAUCAACCUUGGAUUUGGACUGCAGGGAACCAUGAAAUUGAUUUUGCCCCAGAAAUUGGUGAAACUAAACCUUUUAAGCCUUAUACUAGCCGGUAUCAUGUCCCUUAUAAAGCUUCGGGCAGUACUGCUCCAUUUUGGUAUUCGAUCAAGAGGGCUUCUGCUUACAUCAUAGUCUUGGCUUCAUAUUCAGCAUAUGGCAAGUACACUCCUCAGUAUAAAUGGCUUGAAGAAGAGCUACCAAAAGUUAACAGGAGCGAGACACCGUGGUUGAUUGUUCUAAUGCAUUGCCCAUGGUAUAAUAGCUAUAACUAUCAUUACAUGGAAGGAGAAUCCAUGAGAGUGAUGUAUGAGCGAUGGUUUGUCAAGUACAGAGUUGAUGUGGUAUUUGCUGGUCAUGUCCACGCCUAUGAAAGAUCUGAACGUGUUUCCAACAUUGCUUACAAUGUCGUAAAUGGUAUUUGCACUCCUGUGAAAGAUCAGUGUGCCCCAGUAUACAUAACCAUAGGAGAUGGAGGAAACCUUGAAGGCUUAGUAACCAAUAUGACUUAUCCACAGCCAGGGUACUCUGCCUAUCGUGAGGCCAGUUUUGGUCAUGCCAUUUUCGACAUCAAGAACCGAACCCAUGCUUACUACAAUUGGCAUAGAAACCAAGAUGGAUAUGCAGUGGAGGCUGAUUCAUUGUGGUUUUUCAACAGAUACUGGCAUCAAAUCGAUGAUUCUACAAAAUAACUAACUAUUGCUUGAUGGAAUAAACAAGUUUUUGUAGUAUUUUUGAAUUAAAUGCAACCUGUUUGUGUUUGCUUACUGUCAUAGGUUGGAAGCUCUCUUCAUUCCUUGUUGAAAAUGUAUGAAGGGCACAAUAAUAUGGCUGAUUGAAUUAUGUGUCUAGGAAAAACAGAUUCAAGAAGCAUGUAAAAAUAACUUUGCUACCAAAAUGCCACAUCUCUGACCAUCAAUUAAUACAAAGUACACAUUGUUUUGCAUCA
Ziziphus jujuba (common jujube) is the source of this 2025-nucleotide messenger RNA. RefSeq names its product purple acid phosphatase 2. The transcript is spliced from 8 exons. The coding region runs from base 359 to 1768 and encodes 469 amino acids. The record is from RefSeq and is a predicted model, not a curated record. Gene Ontology annotation, molecular function: metal ion binding; acid phosphatase activity. Lineage: Eukaryota; Viridiplantae; Streptophyta; Magnoliopsida; Rosales; Rhamnaceae.